Trichechus manatus latirostris (Florida manatee) is the source of this 4109-nucleotide messenger RNA. RefSeq names its product malate dehydrogenase 2 (gene MDH2). Bases 1509 to 2477 code for a protein of 322 amino acids. Gene Ontology annotation, biological process: tricarboxylic acid cycle; malate metabolic process. Gene Ontology annotation, molecular function: L-malate dehydrogenase (NAD+) activity. The transcript has 9 exons. Gene Ontology annotation, cellular component: cytoplasm; mitochondrion. Lineage: Eukaryota; Metazoa; Chordata; Mammalia; Sirenia; Trichechidae. The record is from RefSeq and is a predicted model, not a curated record.
UUAUAAUUCAGCUCUCCUGACCAUUGUCAGUGGCUUUUGGAUCACCAAGCCUUGCCUGUGUGAAGACUCUGUUUCCUCUUAAAGGGCUACAGGACCUUUCUGAAGAUCUUUCCUGCUGGGGGCCAAUUGGGCCCUGUCCCUAGGUGUGGUGACAGUGCAUGACUUGGUCUGGGACCAUUUUAGCCAUCUUUUUCUAGAUAGUGGUUCUCAAACUUUGGUGUGUGUUGGAAUGGCCUGAAAGCUAAUAAAGAACAGAGGCGCGGGUCAGUGACAUAGGAUAGGACCUGGGUCUUUGUAUUUUUACCAAGUGUGCAGAGUGAUUGGCUCUAAUACAGUCAAAGUUUGAGAACCCAGGAGAUAUGUCAUUGCUUCAUAAGUACCACCCCCAAAAGGGAGGUGAUUAUUUAUUGAAGGGGAUUCCAAAUGUAUUUAACUUCAGCCCUUCAGUUCAGUUUCCUGUUUAUUCUAUUUGUUUAAAAAGUAAAUGUAUGACUAUAAGUAUGCUGAAUAUCCCUGCUUAACAAGAACUGUACUAGGUGCUGCAGGAGUAUCGAGAUGAAUGAGAAGUGGCACUUGAGAUGGGCCAGGAAUGAGUGAACUUAGGACACAUGGAGGUGAUGAUGGUUGCUGAGGGGUGGGGGACCAAAGGUAAGAGGGCAAAGAACAGAAGCAGCAUGGGGGAAGAGUGAUUGAAUAUCGAUGGGGUCUUUGUGUAUUUGGUGUGUUUAUUGAGCUAAGCACUAGAAAUACAGCAAUGAACAAAACUCCUUGUUCUCAUGGAAUUUACUGUAUGUUUUACUUACUGUCUGUUUUCCCAUUACAAAGUAUCUUAGAUAGCGAUAAGUGCCAAAGAUAAAAAUAAAGCAGGGAAGGCGCUUGGGUUUGUGGGGGAGGGUUGCAAUUUUAGGUCAGCCAGGGGAUCCUUCACCCAGAAGGUGACAUUUGAGUAAAGCCCUAAAGGAAACAAAGGUCAGAUCAUACAAAAAGAGUAUACCAGGCCAGAAGACAGCAGCGGUGAGGACCUGAAGGGGAGCAUGCCAGGAGUGUUGGGGAGAGGGCAGUGGGGUAAAUAGUCAGAGCACACCUUGUAAGGACUUUGGCUUUUUCUUGAAGAUGGGAAGCCAUGGGAGGCUAUAUUGUGCAGAGGAAUGAAUUGAUCUUACUCUUGUUUAACAAAACCUUGAGGAUAGGGGAGAAAGACAGGUUAGGAGCUCGUUGCAGUAAUCUAGGUGACACCUGUGGAGGUGGUAAGGCAUAGCUUAAUUUUUUGAAGGUUAGAGCCAGUAAGAUUUGCUGAUGGAUGAUUGGAUGAGAGAAGGAGGAGUCAUGGAUGGCAAUGAGGAUUUAGGCCUGCCUUGGAGUUGCCAUUUGCUGAGCUGGGGAAGAUUGCUGGAAUAGAACAGGUUCGGAAGGGAUGUCAGGAGCUUGGCUUUGGAUAUUUUGCAUUUCAGAUGCUUGUUAGACAUACAAGUGGAGAUGUUGAGAAGGCAGUUGAAUAAGUCAGAAAGAUGGACUUGAGCCAAAUGAACAAUGCUAAAGUAGCUGUGCUGGGGGCUUCCGGAGGAAUCGGGCAGCCCCUUUCACUUCUCCUGAAGAACAGCCCCUUGGUGAGCCGCCUGACCCUCUAUGAUAUUGCUCAUACACCUGGAGUAGCUGCUGAUCUGAGCCACAUCGAGACCAGAGCAGCUGUGAAAGGCUAUCUCGGACCUGAACAGCUGCCAGAUAGCUUGAAAGGUUGCGAUGUGGUGGUUAUUCCAGCGGGAGUCCCAAGAAAACCAGGCAUGACACGGGAUGACCUGUUCAACACCAAUGCCACAAUUGUGGCCACCCUGACUGCUGCCUGUGCCCAGCAUUGUCCUGAAGCCAUGAUCUGCAUCAUUGCAAAUCCGGUUAACUCCACCAUCCCAAUCACAGCAGAAGUUUUCAAGAAACGUGGAGUAUAUAACCCCAAUAAAAUCUUUGGUGUGACAACCCUGGACAUUGUCAGGGCCAAUACUUUUGUUGCAGAACUGAAGGGUUUAGAUCCAGCACGAGUCAACGUUCCUGUCAUUGGUGGCCAUGCUGGGAAGACCAUCAUCCCCCUGAUCUCUCAGUGUACCCCCAAAGUGGACUUUCCCCAGGAUGAGCUGACAGCCCUCAUUGGGCGCAUCCAGGAGGCAGGCACGGAGGUGGUCAAGGCUAAAGCUGGAGCAGGCUCUGCCACCUUGGCCAUGGCGUAUGCUGGUGCCCGGUUUGUCUUCUCCCUUUUGGAUGCAAUGAAUGGAAAGGAAGGAGUUAUUGAAUGUGCCUUUGUGAAAUCUCAAGAAACGGACUGUCCCUAUUUCUCCACACCAUUAGUGCUGGGGAAAAAUGGCAUCGAGAAGAACCUGGGCAUUGGCAAAAUCUCCUCUUUUGAAGAGAAGAUGAUAGCCGAGGCAACUCCUGAGCUGAAAGCCUCAAUCAAGAAAGGAGAAGAAUUUGUAAAGAACAUGAAAUAAGAAAACAAUGAAAGAGUACUCGGUUUCCUUAAUUUAUUAAGGCAUCAUGUCACUGUAAAGCCGUUUCAGAUACGUUUAUAUUUUAAUUUGCUUUGAUGAUGUUUUAUUGUAUUAACAUUAUCUCUUCCAAAUUGCUGGUUGGUCUAUCGGUGCGUCAAUAAAAGCGGUCUUUGAUUUUCUUUUUCAAGGUCCUCUCUGUAAACAUUGUGCUUUCUUCCCCAUUAGAGCUGACUUCAAAGUGUCUGUCACCUGUUUUCAUUAAAAAUCAGAACUAGAUGCUGUUUAAAUAUUAGACUGAAGCAUGAUGGUUUCAUCCAAAAGCCUAAAAUGUUUACUUCUGAAAUAGGAUGAACUAUCUAAAGUAAACCAGUAAGUGCUCCUUGCAACCCUACUUUUUGCACCAUUGCAUCCUUCAGGUGACUAAACUGAAGGAAGGGUCAGCCCAGGUGUUUCAGACCUGAUCGUUAGUGUCUUUUCACCCUCAUAGCAACAGUUGCUCAGCGACCAAUGCCAGGCAGCCAUUUUCUGGCUAAGCAAGCAGCACUGCCUUCUGCGUCGGAGCUGCCCUGGCUGACCUUGGUCCUUUUCUAAAUUUCACACUCUUUUGACCGAGUUCUGAGGCUCAGUGACAGUGAUAACCCGUUAGGAAGAAGAGUUAUGAGGACAGUUCCAGAGGGAGGGCAGGGGACCAAAUGCCAGCUACCAGGGCAGUGCUCUCCGUAUAAAAAGAUGGUUUCAUGCUUGCGUCAGCAGCCUAAAGAAAGGACUUGGUUAUAUUAGUUGGGCUUAGGAUAAAAACGGGGGAAGAAAAGGGAGAUUGAUUCUGCUUAUAAUCUGGGUAGUCUUCUCUGGAAUCUGGCCCCUGAAGUAGAAACUCAGGUCCAUAUCUGAGAAGGAACCUUCUGGCAGCAAGUAACAGACAACCUGCCACUGUAGGGUGAAAGGGCAGGUGGGGUGGAGGUAUGCCCAGGAAGUGGAUGCUCGUUUAUCCACAACUUUUUUUAAAGUAUUAAAAAUGAAAUAAAAUUUAUUAAAAAUGAAAUCAUAAAAUAUAACAUUGUACAUGUGCAUUAUAUAAAACCUAAGCAGCCGAAAAAAUAAAGCAGGAGGAAAAAUUAACUGGUAAUAGAAUUUGUCCUCUUUAAUUUUGUACAUUUUAUAAAUUGAGAUUAUGCUUCAUGUACCAUUUUGUAACCUGGUUAUCACUGCAUAAUAAACCACCCCCAAACUUAGUCGCUUAAGGCCCCAGCCAUUUGUUAGGCCUCACUAUUCUGUGGGCUACCUAGGCUGGGUGGGUUUGCUUUUCUACCAGACGUUAGCUCAGGCUGCAGUCACACAGAGGCUUGACUGGGCUGGAGCAUCCAUGACGGCUCCCCCACAUGGCUGGUGUUUGGGGAAUGCUGGGGCAGCUGGGCUUCUCCACAGGGCCUCUACAGCAGGGUGGCCAGAUUCCUUACAUGAUGGCCCAGGGUUCCCAAAAGUGUAGAAGCAGAAGCUGCCAGGCUUUUCUAAGGCUUUAGUUCAGCUGGCAUAGCAUCACUUCCGUCACAGUCUCAGCAAGUCACAAGGCAAGUCCAGAUGCGUUGUGGAUGGGGAUUACACAAGGGCGCAAGUACAGGAGGCAUAGUUGUU